AUGGCAUCCAACGACAAUUUCUCUCUAAUGGUGAUCGGAUUUUUAAUAUUUUACGGUUUUAUCUUCGUCAUCUCACUUGUGGGUAACAUAUGGGUUUUGGUGACAUGUUAUCGGAACUUGUACCGAAAUCGGUUUUCACCGAUGUGGUACGUGGCAAAUUUAGCAUCUGCGGAUCUCCUUUUCACUUUUCUCACUCCUUUCCACGCCAUUAAUUUUAGUUGGCGUUGGGUCGGCGGUGACGUAAUUUGCAAACUUCACGCAUUUCUUUUCGACACGAGCUACAAUACUUCAAUCACAACCCUUGUGGUUAUAGCUUACCUAAGACUCAAAGCUAUCACAGAUCCUUUCAAUUCUAGAAGCCAAAACUUUUCCAACAAGGAAUACAUUAAACUCGUUUUAAUCUGGUGUAUGUGCUUGGUAAUUUCCUCACCUACAGCAAGUAUGAACAAGGUUGAAACCAAUGAGGAUGGAAAACUGAUUUGCACCAACACCUCUUGGGGAAGCACUGGCAGGGAAAUAUACUACACCGUACACGCGAUACUUUUCUUCAUAAUUCCAUUGAUCUAUAUGAUUGCAACGCAACGAAAGAUAUUCCGCUCUCUUCGAGCGAACGCUAUUCCAAUGUGCAACUCGCACAUCAUC
Molecule: messenger RNA, 642 nt
Organism: Pocillopora damicornis (cauliflower coral)
Lineage: Eukaryota; Metazoa; Cnidaria; Anthozoa; Scleractinia; Pocilloporidae
Product: lysophosphatidic acid receptor 6-like
Source: RefSeq, a predicted model, not a curated record